Messenger RNA from Zootoca vivipara (common lizard), 1218 nucleotides. RefSeq names its product ribosomal RNA processing 15 homolog (gene RRP15). Gene Ontology annotation, biological process: maturation of 5.8S rRNA; maturation of LSU-rRNA. Lineage: Eukaryota; Metazoa; Chordata; Lepidosauria; Squamata; Lacertidae. The record is from RefSeq and is a predicted model, not a curated record. Gene Ontology annotation, cellular component: preribosome, large subunit precursor.
CCCGGAACGUCCGUGACAGCUGCGCGGGUCACCCGGACGGUUUAAGAAGAGGGACAUACCGAGGGCAAGAUGGCCGCUGCCAUGGCGGGUUCACGUGGGGAGGCCGAGGCUGCCGGAGCCGAAGUCGAAGAGAGCGGUUCUGAGUGCAGCUCAGGCAUUCCAGAGGACAGCUUCUCUUCAGGGGGUGAAGAACUUGAUGGCGAUGAUGAGGAUGAGCCUCAGACCCCAGACACGAAAGCCAAAGAUGCUGGAAAUGCUGGCUGGGCUGAUGCCAUGGCAAAAGUGCUCAGUAAGAAAGUUCCCCAGAGUAAGCCCACCAUACUGGUUAAAAACAAAGAGCGGGAUAGGGAACGAGAGAAGGAAAAGCAGGAGAGGCUGGAGAAGAGGAGAAAGCUUGAUAAAAAGCGGGAGUGGGAAAUGAUGUGCAGAGUGAAGCCAGAUGUUGCGAAAGACAGAGAAAUGGAGAGAAGCCUUCAGAGAAUUGCCACGAGGGGAGUCGUUCAGUUAUUUAAUGCUGUCCGGAAGCAUCAACAGAACGUCAGUGAGAAGGUGAAAGAAGCAGGGAGUUCCGAAAGAAAACGGGCAAAAUUGAUCUCCUCCGUUUCAAAGAGAGACUUUAUCAACGUAUUGAGAGGAAUGGAAGGGAUGGAAACGGAGCAAAAAGCUGCCAGGAAGACCUUGAAAAGCGAACAGGAUGAAUCUAGAUCGGAAGAGGGACCGGCCUGGAGUAUAUUGCGAGACGACUUCAUGAUGGGAGCUUCCAUGAAAGACUGGGAUAAACAGAGUGAUGGGGAAAACGCUGUUGGAGAAGACAGUGGAAUCAAGGAGGAGAGUGAAAGUGACUCAGACCGUUGAAAUCCAAAGCGGUUCAAAAACUAGUGGGUUUUUUUGGGGUGGUGGUUAAUAUAAAGAUUCUUGGUUCAAGGAAGGAUGCCUUUUUUCUUACAGACGGUCUCUUUGAAGGUUGAAGGGAAACUUGUUUUAACAAAGCAUCGUCCAACAAUCCUGAAAUCUCUAAAGAUGUCUAAUUUAUACAUAUUUCCAAAACAAAGCUGUAUAGUCAAAACAGCAGCACCUGCCCAGUCGGAAAAAGGGAGGGGUUUUUGCCAAGGUCUCUAUGAGUUUAAAUAUUAACAUGAUGCUUGCAUUUCCACCUCUCUGUUUGUAACUUGGCUAGGUGUUUAUCAGUUCAUAAAAUAAAACAGUGAACUACCCUUA